Molecule: messenger RNA, 2122 nt
Organism: Alnus glutinosa
Lineage: Eukaryota; Viridiplantae; Streptophyta; Magnoliopsida; Fagales; Betulaceae
Product: aspartic proteinase 36
Exons: 10
Coding region: 268-1752 (494 amino acids)
Biological process (GO): proteolysis
Molecular function (GO): aspartic-type endopeptidase activity
Source: RefSeq, a predicted model, not a curated record
AUAAGACGUGCUAACGUUAAACACAACCCAAUUUUUUUGAAAGUCCGUCGUCGGCUGUCGGUUCGUACCUUUCCUUUCUCUCUCUCUCUCUCUCAAGCUCUUCCUUGGGAAGGACGAAAAACAAGAAGAACAUUGGGUACUUCAAUCUUUAGCCGUUUUGGAGAUAUUUUUCUACGUAUGUAUUUUGGUUAUAUAUAUAGCUGUCUUUAGUUGGGAGACAAGUACUUAUAGAGAGAAUUAAGAAACAGAUAGAGAGAGCUGCGAGAAAUGGCGGCGAGUGUUCGCGCGGGGAUUCUGAUAGCGGUGGCGCUGUUGCCGGCGGCUUUGGUGCUGUGCGGCUUUCCGGCGACGCUCAAUCUGGAGAGAGCCUUUCCGGUGGGCCAACGAGUUGAAUUGAGUCACCUCAGGGCUCGGGACAUGGCCAGGCAUGGAAGAAUGUUGCAGUCUUCUUCUCCCAAUGGGGUCAUCGAUUUCCCCGUCGAGGGUACCUACGAUCCGUUCCACGUUGGGCUUUAUUAUACGACAGUGCAAUUGGGUUCUCCUCCAAGAGAAUUCCAUGUCCAGAUUGAUACAGGAAGUGAUGUUCUGUGGGUCAGUUGCAGCUCCUGCACUGGUUGCCCUCAAUCUACUGGACUCAAAAUUCAGCUCAAUUUAUUUGAUCCUGGGAGCUCAUCAACAGCUUCAUUGGUCUCUUGUUCAGACCAAAGAUGCAGUCUUGGAGUUCAAUCGGCAGAUGCCAGCUGUUCUAUUCAGAACAAUCAGUGUGCAUACACAUUCCAAUAUGGAGAUGGCAGCGGGACAUCCGGCUAUUAUGUAUCUGACUUAUUGAGUUUCAACACGAUUCUUGGGGGCUCGGUGACCACGAAUUCUUCGGCUCCCAUUGUCUUCGGGUGUAGCACCACACAGACAGGAGACUUGACAAAGUCUGAUAGAGCAGUUGAUGGGAUUUUCGGAUUUGGGCAACAGGACAUGUCUGUCAUCUCACAACUUUCCUCACAGGGAGUAGCACCAAAUGUAUUCUCCCACUGCUUGAGAGGGGAUGAUGUUGGUGGAGGUAUACUGGUACUUGGGGAAAUCGUGGAGCCUAAUAUAGUUUACACUCCACUUGUCCCAUCACAGCCUCAUUAUAAUUUGAAUCUGCAGAGCAUUUCUGUCAACGGCCAAGUGUUACCCAUUGAUCCAGCAGUGUUCGCAACAUCAAGCGGCAAAGGAACCAUAAUUGAUUCCGGGACAACUUUGGCAUACCUUGCAGAAGCAGCUUACGAUCCAUUUGUCAAUGCUAUAACGAAUGCUGUUUCACAAUCUGUGCAACCUGUUGUUUCCAAGGGAAAUCAGUGUUAUUUAAUUUCCACCAGUGUCAAUGAUUUAUUUCCCCAAGUUAGUUUAAACUUCGCUGGUGGCGCAUCAUUGAAUCUAAGACCUCAGGACUACCUCUUACAGCAAAAUUCUGUUGGUAGCUCUGCAGUCUGGUGCUUUGGCUUACAGAAAAUACAGGGUCAAGGGAUAACAAUUUUAGGAGACCUUGUUCUGAAAGACAAAAUAUUUGUUUAUGAUUUGGCUGGUCAACGGAUCGGAUGGGCCGCCUAUGACUGUUCAAUGUCAGUAAAUGUCUCUACAAGUUCAAGUGGUAAGAAGGAAUAUGUCAAUCCUGGGAAUGUGAGUGAAAGCAGUUCACUACAGAAGGAGCUACUAAUAAGCAUAAUUGCUUUCCUAAUGCACAUAUCACUCCAUGGCAGCUUCUGGUUUUUGUAGCAAACAGUGUGAAAGGUCUGACUUCUGAGACUAGCAUUCUUUGCCGAUUUAUAUUUCUAACAAUCGGCAAGACCAUGAUGUGUUACUGUUAGAAUUUAGAUUGUUGCUUUGCAGCACAGUUUGCAUUAGGUUUGUUGCUGCUGAAUUUUCAUUCAUCGGCCUCGUAGAAUUACACGAUCCAUCAUUGGCGGCAUUUGUAAAUCUCAUUCUCACAGAUUAUUGGUUCCAUAGCAGAUUUGAUACAUACAAACUUUCAUGUUUCUUACUUCUGUAACACAUAUUUUUUAGGGAAAGCUUCACUUAUUCCCUUAACUAUCAUACAAUUUUGAAUAUCCCUUUUUUAAACUUUAAUAGAUAACCUUUUGUCUUC